Messenger RNA from Iphiclides podalirius (scarce swallowtail), 345 nucleotides. Lineage: Eukaryota; Metazoa; Arthropoda; Insecta; Lepidoptera; Papilionidae. The record is from the annotation of a GenBank genome assembly.
AUGACGCAGGGUGGCGGGAGGGUGGCCAUCUCGUGGAGGGUGGUGCGGGGCAGCGGAGCGUCCCUUGCCCCCUCGGCCCCCGCCCUCCACCCGCGGCCCUCGCUGGCCAGGACGCUGCCGAUAUUUCGUGCCUUCCUCCCUGGGGGCGACUCGUUUCUCGACACUUAUGGUCGGCGUCCUCCGGGCGAGCAGGAGGCUUUUUACAUAAAGUCCACACGUAUAGGUAUCGAUCGAGGGCGGCCGGACAGGGUGUACGCAGAUGACGACCCCGCGCGCCCCCCCUCCAUGGCCCCCUCUAACGCCCUGGCCUUCCCCCUUUCAUUAUGUAAAGGACUCGCGUGGGAA